UUGACUUUGGUAAACACAAACAAUUUAUUACCAUUCAUCCGGUUUUUUUUAUUACGAGUACUAAUCUUUGUUAUCGCGGUGAUCAAUUGCGCAGCACGUUCAUAAAAGAUCUUGUAAAUCGACGAAUUGAUUCAAUCGAUUGAGAGCAGUACAAAACGAUGUCGUGAUCGAAAUAUCCGUUUCUUUGAAAAAAAAGCCUGCGAACAUCGACCACUUGUAAUAUGGCGGACGAGCACAACAGUACCGACGAGUCAGAUUCAGAGAGUCCAAGUGAAUUGCACGGAAUCCUUCAAAAGUGGACUAAUUACAUACAUGGUUGGCAAGAUAGAUAUAUUGUAUUGAAAAAUGGUACUUUAUCUUAUUACAAAAGUGAACAGGAAUUAGGUUAUGGAUGUAGGGGUGCCUUGUUAUUGGCAAAAGCAACUAUCAAGCCUCAUGAAUUCGAUGAAUGUCGUUUUGAUGUUUCUGUUAAUGAUUGUGUUUGGUAUUUAAGAACCGAUAAUCUUGAAACGAAGCAACUUUGGGUGGAUGCUUUAGAAUCAUACAAGGCUGAAUCAGGUUAUGGUACAGGUUCUGAAAACAGUUUAAAACGCCAUGGCUCGAGUGUUAGUUUACAAUCAAAUUCGUUCAGUACAGCAUCAACAAAUAGUUUUAAGAAGACUGGAAGAAAUUUGCGCGAAAAAUUGGCCGAGUUAGAUACCUUCAAAGAUAUUUUAUCGGGACAAGUUGAUGUGUUACAACAAUUUUUUGAUACCUGCGCUGAUUCGGCUGAAAAAAAUGGAUUUAAUGUUAAUGCAGACAUUGAUAAUGCCAAAAAAUCCUUGCCAGAUAUCGAUUUUAAGGGAGAAGCAAUUACGUUUAGGACUACCACAGCGGCUGUUUUAGAUACUCUUGCCCAUUGCGUUGAUUUGGUGAUGCAACGUGAAGAAUCAUGGCGGAAACGCCUUGAGAAAGAAACUGAAAGACGGCGAAAAGCUGAAAGAGUUUCCAAAAGUUAUUUUGAACAGUUGCAGAAAGCUAGAAAUGUUCAUCCUGGGCCAGAUUUAGAGGAAGGACCUCAUAGUGUAAUAGCAGAUGAUGAAUUUUAUGAUGCCGUUGAAAGCGGUUUGGAUAAAAUUGAGGAAGAGCAAGAUUUCCGAGAACGUCUUAAAACAGGAAGGGCAGUCCCCCCAUCUCCUCCACCAACAGUUUCGCCAGCUGCUCAUCAUCGGCUCUGGUGCGAAAUCGACCAAUUAACAAGGCAAGAAGUUGCGAUGGCAAAACUAGGUGUAGGGGAAUGUGGCGGACCUGGAUGGCAAUUAUUCGCCGAAGAUGGUGAAAUGCGUAUGUAUAGACGCGAAGAGGAAGUGGAUGGGAUGGUUGUUGAUCCUCUAAAAGCGGUUCACGUGGUUAAAGGGUUUACCGGUCGGGAAAUUUGUCAUUAUUUUUUUAGUCCCCAAUAUAGAUAUGAAUGGGAAACUACAUUAGAGCAUAUGCAAGUUGUUGAAACGAUAGCGGACGAUACUUUAAUAUUUUUGCAAACGCACAAAAGAAUUUGGCCGGCUAGUCAAAGAGAUUGUUUGUUUUGGUCGCAUUUAAGGAUGAUGCCCAAUGAUCAGGACUCGGAAGGACCAUGUGUGUGGGCUGUUGUUAAUCAUUCGACUGAAUUACCUGAUUUUCCGGCCAACACAGGAAAGUGUUUACGAUUAACUGUAACAGUAACACUUCUUGCCCAAACACGGAUAGAUCCUCCAAAGGAUGGUUCGCCAAUUACAAGAGAUAAUAUUUCUUGUAAAAUUACAUAUUGUUCUCAAGUAAAUCCUGGUGGGUGGGCACCAGCUUCUGUAUUAAGAGCAGUGUACAAAAGAGAAUAUCCAAAGUUUUUGAAACGAUUCACGGCGUACGUCAUAAAUCAGACUAAAAAUAAGCCGAUAAUGUUUUAGCAGUAAGGUCAGGGUUUAAGUGAUAAUUAAAAAAAGAAGGUUUUUUAUAUUCACUGUUUUUUUUUUAUUUUUAAUUUUUUGACUAUUAAUUAGCUGUGGUUAAACACCCUUCCAAACGUUACUACUGUUUUAUUUUAUUUUUUUAUUAUAUUAAUAUAUAUUAUAUAUUAUUAUUAAAAAACAUGCUACAAGUU
Onthophagus taurus is the source of this 2116-nucleotide messenger RNA. It is a transcript of the gene cert, whose product is annotated as ceramide transfer protein. Gene Ontology annotation, molecular function: lipid binding. The record is from RefSeq and is a predicted model, not a curated record. NCBI's taxonomy places the organism in Eukaryota, Metazoa, Arthropoda, Insecta, Coleoptera, Scarabaeidae. Gene Ontology annotation, biological process: ER to Golgi ceramide transport.